AUGAGAGAGUACAAGCUCGUUGUCCUUGGCAGUGGUGGCGUAGGCAAAAGUGCACUAACCGUACAAUUUGUACAAGGAAUUUUCGUUGAAAAAUAUGAUCCAACAAUUGAGGAUAGUUAUCGUAAGAAGGUAGAAAUUGACAAUCAACAAUGCAUCCUUGAAGUUUUGGAUACUGCUGGGACUGAACAGUUCACUGCAAUGCGGGAUCUCUAUAUGAAAAAUGGUCAAGGAUUUGUUUUGACCUACUCUAUUACAUCUCUUCCCUCUCUUUACGACCUAGAAGACCUUCGCGAGCACAUCAUCCGUGUAAAGGAUACUGACAACGUUCCGAUCGUCCUAGUUGGAAAUAAAUGUGAUUUAGAAGACGAAAGGGCAGUUGGAAAGGAUGAGGGUCAAAAUUUUGCUCAAAAAUGGAAAUGCACAUUCAUGGAGUGCAGUGCCAAAUCGAAUAUCCAUGUUUCUGAUGUUUUUGAAGAUUUGGUUCGCCAAAUAAACAAGCAUACCCCACCACCGAAAUUUAAAUCAAAAGAUAAUUCCUCCAAGAGAUCUUGUUCUCUCGUCUGA
Molecule: messenger RNA, 564 nt
Organism: Rodentolepis nana
Lineage: Eukaryota; Metazoa; Platyhelminthes; Cestoda; Cyclophyllidea; Hymenolepididae
Source: the annotation of a GenBank genome assembly